CAGGGUGUCGGACGGUUGGGCGGAUACUCGAAGAGGAUAGUGCUUUGAUGGAGGUUGCUUGUGGGGGAGGUAGGAAAGGACCAUUUGCGUCCUGCGGGGACUGCAGCGUCGGCAAGGAGGGUCGGCAACGGCGACGAAGCGGUUAACCCUGCAGUGACAGAGGCAGCGGCCGUUCGACGACUGCCGCUGAGCCGCUCACUGAUUGCCUGCUUCCUUCCUCCCCGUCAGCUCCCCCACCCGUCAGCUCGUGCUCCUUCUAAGCUUAGCCUGGCCCGGCCCGGCGCCGCAGUCACCAUAGAGACGGAGACGACGACGGCGCCGCCGCCGCUUGCUGGCAAGCAAUGGACAGGAGCCUGCUGGUGGGCUGCGCCGGGCUGAACCGGAGGGCGCUGCGGGUCGAACGAUAAUAUUCUAUUUCCUGUCCUGCUUCCUCCUCUUCGCCCCGCUGAGGCGCCCGAGAGAAAGACCGAGUCCUGCGCUGGCCCCGCUCGGAGGGGCAGGAGGAAGGGGCGCCGCCGGCGGCCGGCCGCGUUCCAGACAAAUGAAGUUUUUCUGGCACUGAUUCUGGUUCUUGUUGGCAGCAGCCUCUGCUUAAAUGGAAGCCUCCUCUGGGAGCUGGAUGGUCUCUACUGACGUAGGCUUUGCAUAGCAGCUGCAUCACCUCAGGAGGCUGCAAUGAGUGGAGGAGGAGAACAGCCAGAUAUCCUUAGUGUGGGAAUGGUAGUCAAAGAAAGAUGGAAAGUGUUGAGAAAGAUAGGAGGUGGAGGCUUUGGAGAAAUUUACGAUGCACUGGAUGUGGUUACCCGAGAGAAUGUUGCACUGAAGGUUGAGUCAGCUCAGCAACCAAAGCAAGUUCUGAAAAUGGAAGUAGCUGUGUUGAAAAAACUGCAAGGGAAAGAUCAUGUCUGUAAAUUUGUUGGCUGUGGAAGGAAUGACAGAUUUAACUAUGUGGUCAUGCAGUUGCAGGGUCGGAACUUGGCAGAUCUGCGUCGAAGCCAAUCGAGGGGGACUUUCACAAUGAGUACUACUUUGCGACUUGGCAAGCAAAUUCUGGAGUCUAUUGAGAGUAUUCAUUCUGUGGGGUUUUUGCACAGAGAUAUUAAACCAUCCAACUUUGCUAUGGGGCGCUUUCCUAGCACCUGGAGGAAGUGUUACAUGCUGGAUUUUGGCUUGGCACGUCAGUUUACCAAUUCAUGCGGGGAUGUCAGACCACCCCGAGCUGUUGCUGGUUUUAGAGGGACAGUGCGGUAUGCAUCAGUCAAUGCUCACAGGAAUAGAGAAAUGGGACGUCAUGAUGAUCUUUGGUCCCUUUUUUACAUGUUGGUGGAGUUUGUAGUUGGACAGCUGCCCUGGAGGAAAAUCAAAGACAAGGAACAAGUGGGCUCCAUAAAAGAGAGAUAUGAUCAUCGAUUGAUGCUGAAACACCUCCCUCAAGAAUUUAAUGUCUUUUUAGAUCACAUUUCUACUUUAGAUUAUUUUACAAAACCUGACUACCAGCUUCUCAUGUCUGUCUUCGACAACAGCAUGAAUACUUUUGGGGUGAUUGAAAGUGAUCCUUUUGACUGGGAAAAGAGUGGAACUGACGGCUCUCUGACUACUACCACCACUUCAACUACUCCUCAACUGCACACUCGUCUGACCCCAGCUGCAAUAGGCAUUGCCAAUGCCACACCAAUACCAGGAGAUUUGUUGCGGGAGAAUACAGAUGAAGUGUUUCCAGAUGAGCAGCUCAGUGAUGGUGAGAAUGGUAUCCCUACUGGAAUUUCUCCAGAGAAGCUACCAGAGUCUCCUGGACACAAUCGUCCUCAGGAAAAGGAUGUGUGGGAGGAGAUGGAUGCAAACAGGAAGAAGAGACAACUGGGCAUCCAUAAAGCUGCUACAGAAGAGGAAAACAGCCAUGGGCCCAUUAAUGGUUUGCUUAAUGCACCAAGCCUUGGUUCUCCAAUUCGAGUUCGCUCAGAGACUACACAGUUAGACCGGGAUGUCCCCCUGGUACGGAAGUUACGAUCAAUCCACAGUUUUGAACUGGAGAAACGUCUGACCUUGGAGUCAAAGCCGGAUACAGAAAAAUUUCUGGAAGUCUGUAUGGAGAAGAAGAAAAGAGAGUUGAAUGCUGGCAAGGAAUCUGUUAUUGCUGCUUCCCAGAAAACACCUGCACCUGCACUCACUUCCUGCAAUGAGCAUGUUUGGCACUAUGAUGAAGAAUACCUACCUGAAGCUUCCAAGCCUGCUUCUGGCAGCUCUCCAGAGCAGGGUGAUGGUGUUGUUAGCAAUGGAUAUGUGGCUGUCAAUUUGAGCUCCUGCCAGCAGGAGGUUGACUCCAAGGAGUGGGUGAUGGUGGAUAAGGAACGGGACCUGCAGGAUUUCAGGACGAAUGGAGUUUUAGGGCAUAAAACAACUGGAAGUCCUUCUGAUGAGGAACCUGAGGUACUUCAAGUCCUUGAGGAGUCCCCACAAGAGGAUAAGCAUGAAGUUCAUGCCAAGAAUACAGUAGUGGAAACAGCACUAGAUCUAGUGGUUGAAUGUUGUGGUAUUGCAGCUUCUGAACAGUUUACAGAUCAACUAGAACUCCCAGUUGGAACUGCUGCCCAUCUUCUUGCAGUCACACCCACCAGUCUAAUGGAAGCCCAAGCAGAAGGGGCUCUUACUCCACUCAACUCACCUCACAUGCUGCAUUUCUCCACCCCAAGAAUUUCAAGCCCUGUCCUCCGUACCCUGAGCCCUAUAACCCUCCUCACCUCCCACCCGGGCCCUAAGAAAGAGGCUGGCUUUCCAAGGAGUCAAUCAGCAGAGAGCCACUCUUCCUCUUCCUGGUCAGCUGCCCGUAGGCAACUUCCUGUCAUUCCCAGUGGAAACAAGUUUCCCCCUGUCAUUCGCCUCUCAAAAGCACAGCUCCAACAGGUUACAAUACCCAGGCCAUCAAUGGCGUCCACGCAGUCUGCUUCUGAGAGCUUUCACUAUGGCCAGCAGCUAGGGAAGAAGGAUCGAGACCCUCGACUUAUGGAACAUACUAUUGAACUUUCCUCUCCUAAGGAGAAUUUAGCUGACUUUAUAGUGGCAAAUGAUGCAUUAACUCUUAGUGGUAUUAAAAUAGAUUUAGGACUCAAGUUAGACCAUAACCUAGAGGUAAAUGAUAAGCAAGGAUGUGUUGGAGAAAGUGUUGAAAUCCAAGACCCCGACCAAAACGAUUUACUUGAAGAAGGCAUGAGGAGGCAUGAAAAGAAGGAGCUUGCAAAUCUCUUUGAAGAAGCAGAAGACGGACUGCUUCCCAAGGCUUAUGAAGAUUCAGUUGAAAUACAAAGUAAAGGACCAUGCUCAGCUGCUCUAGGGAACACAGAAUCUGUGUUGGAUGGACCUCAGGAAACUACAGAACCUGAAGAACUGAGGCCAAUGACUUCCUGCUUAUUGCCAAAUCAGGAUGUAAAACAGGAGAUACUGAAGCCGUCAGCUGCUGAAACAUCAGAUAUUUCUUUAUCAAGAAAUACUGACCCAUUUGUUCAUAGACAGGAGAGCCAAAUAGUACCAGUGCAAGAAAAUGGCUUCCAUGAUGAGGAGGAUAUUGAACGUGCAGAUGAAUUGCAAUACCAACAAGUGAACCUUGCCACCCUUUUGCACCAAGAUGACAAAGAAGAGCAAAAUGUUCCCAGAAAUGGAGAACUGUUCCACUGUGUUUCUGAGAAUGAGAAUUCUAACGAAUCCAAGAAGGAGUUAGUUAGGUCAUCAUUUGUAUCUAGACAGAGUCGCAUUCCAGUUUUAGCACAAGAGAUAGACUCCUCAUCAGAAUCUUCUCCCGUUUCAGCAAAGGAGAAGCUGCUCCUAAAAAAGGCUCAUCAUACAGACUUGGUUAGACUACUGGUAGAAAAGAGACAGCUCAAAACUUUCCUUGGUGACCUCUCAAGUGCCUCUGACAAGUCCUUGAAGGAAAAGGUAGCUGCUGGUCCUUUACCGCUUUCUGAGGAUGUCUUGUCCUCCUUUCCCAAGCUAACAUUGGACACACAUUUGAGCAGCCAAGAAGAAGAAAGUGUUUUGUCACCAAGCAGUCCUCAGUCCAGAAAAAGCAAAAUUCCAAGACCAGUAUCUUGGACUACUACAGAGCAUGUUAACAGAUCAAAUACUGCUCAGUUUUUUCCUCGGCCACCACCAGGACGACCACCAACAAGGCCUGGAGUAGAAGCUAGGUUACGCAGGUACAGAGUGCUAGGGAGCAGCAGCUCUGAUUCCGACCUGAUCUCACGUCUGGCUCAAAUCCUUCAGAAUGGAUCUCAAAAACCAAGGAGCUCUUCCCAGUCUAAGAGUCCAGGAUCUCCACAUAGUCCCAAAACACCACCCAAAAGCCCAGUCAUCCCCAGACGCAGCCCUAGUGCCUCCCCUCGGAGCUCUUCUUUGCCCCGUACUGCCAGUUCUUCACCUUCCCGGAGUGGGCGGCCACACCAUGACCAGAGGAGUUCAUCGCCACAUCUUGGAAGGAGUAAAUCACCUCCUAGUCUUUCGGGCUCUUCAUCUUCCAGGAGAUCUUGCCAACAAGAGCACUGCUACAAGACGAGCAAGAAUGGCUUGAAAGGAUCUAGUGGCUCCUGCCACCACUCUAACAUUAAAACUCCCACAGGGAAAAGCAAAUCAACCAGUAAACUUAGCAGAUAGGAACUGAGUCUUGUCAGGUGUCACAGCUCCCUCCCUAAUCUGAUGCAUGUUGUGUCUGUGUACUGUGUAUUUAAACAAAGAAAAAGUCUUGAAAAAUCAGUGUUCAUCCUGACUUUCAAAGGAAAACUAUGAUAACUUUCUUUAUGACCCACUUUGUAUAUGAGUGGGAAGACCUUGCCUAUGAACAAGCAAGCAGAUCAGGGAGGCUAGAGGGCAGGGAUGGAGCAUCCGGAAAGCCCAAGAUGUGUGAAAUAUUCAGAACAAACAUUGUCUCUGAGGUGAGUGUUUUUAAUAAGACUUUAAUUUACUUUUUAUUUAUUCAGUAAGGAAAAUAGCCUAAUUAAGGCUUAUUCUAAACAUUAUAAAACCUGAAACACUUAAGCUUCAUCAUGACACCAUUAGAUCUGAGAGUCCAACUCAGCUUGUGUUUUUAAAAAGCACAUUAUUUGAAACAGCAAUAUUCCUAGGUGUCUAUUUAAUUCAAAGUUGGGCUUCACACAUCAGUUUCCUAGUUGCUCACUGCCCAUGUUCCCUCAUGGUUUACACUUUCUUCCUUGUAAAACGAAUAAAAUACCCCUGUGUCUUAUACCACUAUAUUUAUCAUGGACUGCAACCCUGUGCAAAGUUAGUGCAUGUACUUUCAUUUAAACCAAUGGGUGUUUAACAUUUAUGUAACUGCAUAGGGUUGCAAGCAUGAAUUUUUAGAUUUUCUGGAAAGAAUUUUGCAUACUGAUAACUGCUGGUCUGUAAUGCCCUGAUAACUGCUGUUCAGACUCUGAUCGUUUAUCUGUGUGUUAAUUUCUGGAGCCGUAGCAUUUUCCUCUAUGUUCCCAUCAUAUAAUAAAUAAAGAGUCUGGCGAUAAUUGUCACAGCUUGAGUUAACAAAGAAAAGAACGAACAAUUUCGACCCUGGCACUUUCCUGUAGUUCACUAUAAGUGCAAUACUUUAGCAGGGUGCAAAGGAGAGUCACUAUUAUAGCUGAUCAGGAUUUUCCCAUUGGGGUGAUUAUAUGUAAUCCGUUUACCUUAUUCACAAUGUUCACCUUCAGUAUUAAUAGUGCUGAAGAAGAACAGAAAUGUUUACAUAGUUGGACUUCUUCCUUGAGAAUUUAACUUCUAUCUCGAAGAUAAAUGAAGCUUUAACCUUCUACUCAAAAAUUACUGCAGAAUCUGCACAUGUAGUAGAAGCAGCAAUUCCUUCAAUUUCUUUUAGAAUCUGGGCAAGAAUACUUGGCAGUAAGACCUGCAGGGCAAACCAUGGGGCUAUUUCUCACAACUCAGUGUCCUUAAAUCUGUAUUGUAUGGAUAGAGAGCACAUGUCCUUCCCUUCCCCUAAUAUACAAAUAUGACCACGCAGCAUCUGCUCAGGAAGUUAUACAUGUUUAUUGGGGUGGAGGUGGAGUUAUAACCAUUCUCCUAUUCAUAUUUGCUUUUGGGGACAUUGUAAAUGUGGAAAGUAACCCACCCAAAACUCAAGUUUAAGGAUUGUCUUCCACUCCCCAGAAAUUUUACCCUUUGAAUAAGGUCAAGGGCAGCUAGAUUUUCCAAACUUUAUGUAGAUACAAUGACAUUUGGAGGAAUGACUUCCUUUGCUUCAUCCAGAAAUUGAUAGUGAAAUCAGAAGAGUAAAGCACAGGAAUGUUUCUCCACUGAAUACAACCAGCUGUCUGAAUGAGUAUCUGUUCUACGUGAUACGGGAUAUGGGGGAAGCCAUGACAGUUUCUGAUCUGCUUGCUAUAGUCAUAUGCCUGUAGCCAGCAUAAAUACUUUAUUUAACUUGGUUUUAUUUAACUUAAUUUGCUGCCAAAAUAGUAUAUUUGGAUGGAAAAGGGAAUAUCUUCUCUCUGAGCUAUUGUAUUUCUAAUGCUGCAUCGAUGCUGCACUGAAUUUCACUUGUUCUGUCAGAAUGUGUUGGCGAUUUUUUUACUCAUAAAUGUGUAUAUUAUUUCCCAUAAGUAAUGUAGCACAGUGUGGAACCUUAGCCUCAUUCAGGUUUCAGACACUACAGAGGAAUGCAAUAGGGAGAGCAUACCUACUGUUUCUCAAGAAACUGUAUGAUUUUAAAGACAUGUUAUGUUGUAUUAUAUUGUAUAAUAGGUGCUAUACCAAUAAUUGCAUGUUCUCAUGGUAAAUUAUAUAUUAUAAAUAUUUAUAUAUAUAAAUAUAUAUAAAUAUAUAUACAUAAGCUUCUAUAUACUUCCUUACUCUCUCGUUUUCCAUUUGUAGUGUUAUAGACCACAGACAAUGCAGUACUCUUUAUGUUGCGUGCCUGAAUUAAAUACCCUUGGCCUUGUAUCUUGCAUUUCCUGGCAUGCUGAAUAUUCUUCAUCCCUCAGUUCAGGAUUGAAGGGUUGGUGAUUGCUCAGCAAUUCAGUGUUUUUAUAUCAGCUUUGUCACUUUAUAAUUUUCCAAAUGCAAGGAACUGGAAGAACUGUAUGUGUGCUUGCCAGGUAGGAUUGUAUGUUUUUGAUUUAGCCAUGCCCUUAUGAGAGGCUUUGAAAGUUCAUUGUUCCUCUUUAUACUCUCCAGUAGGGGAUAACAAAUUCUUAUUAGAUCAAUAUAAUAUGAACAAAGAAAUCUAAACUUUUUAAAAUGUUGUCAAUGACCUUGACAACUCUCCCUGCCCUUCUUUUCUGGUUUCUGAAGAGCACCUGGUUUAAUCCUUUUUAGCCCCUGCUGCAUUGGUGUAGGCAAUUCAUAUUUGGUGUUGACUUUAAUAAGAACCGUUUGAAACUCUCAGCUGCAAUCACUUGAGGCUGUAAUCCAAAUGUUCUGUUUUUCACACAUUGUUAAAUUUACAGGAAUAUAUCCACAAACUAGUUAUCCCAAGAUAAUCUCAAUAAAACAGAAGCGAACUUGAAAUAUUAACCUGUCCCUUUUUGAAAGAGUGUACAAGAGCUUCCAGGGAAUAAAUGAUUGUGAGGUUACAUAUAUUUGCUUGAAUGAAACUUUUGGUAGAAUUCUAUUCCCUUGGAAUAAAUCUGCCUUGAUACUACAAAGCUGUAUGAAUACUUCAUGCUUAUUCUGAUAUUUUCCUGAGACAUUUUAUUAUGUAAAUUAAUCUGGCUUUUGAAGUCCAAUUAAGAGAAAAGACGCUGGCUUUUCUCUUUUGCUUAUGACCUGUUUAAAAGCUAUCUGUAAUAUUUGCAGUUUCGAUAAUUUUGUACUAAAACCAGGGGAAUGAUACUUCCAGAAGAGCCCUGGAGGUACUCCUUCAUAAACCUGUCCAGGGUAUCAGUAUUGUAAGAAUGGUUCCCCUUGCAUGUAGGGAGAUGCUUACCCCAAAGAUUUAUUUUCCUGCUUUCCUGACAGGGACAAAAUGAUAUCUUUCCUAUGCAUUGACUUUAAAAGAAUGUUGUAGAGAAAUUGUUAUACAUCCCUUUGACAUAUGGUAUGUGUCCUCUGAAAUUAUUGUCGCAGGUAUGUUAUGUUUGAAAUACAUCUGUAUUUCUUUCCAUGUUGUAAAAGUGCAAAGAGAAAUAGUCCAGGCUCAAUGGUAAUUAUGGAAAGAAUAGGAUGAUACCUGUGUGUAUUUGAUGCAGUGACUGGUAAAAUUGUUUAGAUUGUGUCAUUCAGCCAAACACUACUCCAAUAAUGGUUAGAAAGCCAUUGGUUUAGUAAUGAAGCUUUAAAUUAGUAUAAUAUGGACUAUUAUCAGUCUCUUAAUUUAUCUGUACUAGUUGGUAAUUUUAUUUCUCCAUCACAUUGAUUUCUCCAUAACUUUUACCACUCCAAGAAGUGAACCAAAAAGGUAUUGUGAAUUAAUUACAGUAACUCUAGCUGCAUAGUAAUGAAGCCAUUGUUAAGUAACUACUCUUAUAACUUUAUGUGCUUAAUUGGGGUUAUUUGUUUUUUGGGGGAAGCCUAAAGGUAAGAAUUAAUAUGCAUGGUUGGGGCUGAAUUAGAAUACAUGAUAUGCAUUUCUUCCUCUGCUUCAGCCAGGACAAGAAGCAGUUGUACAACCUUUUCUUGAACAUGCUGCAAGUACUUCCUCAUAAAUAAACUUUUAGUCUAUAGGAGCAUGCUCCACCCUUCUUCAGCCUCUUCACAUCUGUGGGGAAUGCUACCUGAGAGCAGUGAGAGGGGUAGCAUAUUCCUGUUGCACAGGUUCUCUAAACUGUUGCUCCUGUCUGUAAAACUGGUUGUUUUACAGCUUUGGGGAUCCCAUUUCAUCAUGAAGACUUGCAUGAGAAGCAAAGAUUAAUCCUUGCCAAACGGUUCCAUAUCGCAUUUUUGCACACCUUAAAAAAAAAAAAGUGUAUCAUCCUAUUACAAUGUUUAGUUUGUACUUUAAAUAAUGGCAUUAGUAAAUAAAGUUACAGAAUUUAGGAAUGUGUUGUUAGCAAACUUCACUGUAAUCUUCAGAAACAAUAAGCUCUUCUGGACGUCUGGCAGUAUGCUAACUGGAACACUGACCCUUUCAUAAUUUUGUGGCUGGAAGGAAACCGGCUAGCAAUGUAACCUAGCCACAAGGAAAGGGAAGAUAGCUAGAAACUAUACCAUCUGUAAUUUGUUUGUAGGAGUGACAAGUUUUAUAUGCCCAUGAUGCUCAUGUACUUUGUAUGCAAAAGGAAAUUGAGAGCAUUUUAUAUCUGCAUUUGAGAAGAUCUGUCGACUAAACAUUGUUCUUAAUUGACAGUUCUGUUAACUGCAAUAAGAAAAUAUAGAACUCUAAAUUUGGCCUUUUAAAUUCAUUACCUUUGAUUUUAAUUACACAUUAUGUGUAUUGGAUGUUGUCUCUUGAUUUGAUAGAAUUCAUCAGCCAGACCUUGCUGAACAUCUCUUUCACCAAUUAAAGGGGACCACCAAUAUAAACAUCUGUUCUAAUUCUAGUUAUGACUUCUUUUUUGUACAAUUUUGGAAAUGUACAGUUCUACAGUGUUGCAUAGAACCAAACUCACCUCCUCCUUGAAAUAUCAACAUUUGUCUAUAGUACCAAUCCUCCUACAAAAUAGGACAGGUGAUUUUUCAUAAUGCUUUGUAACUGUUUCCAGAAAACAAAGGAUACUAUUUCUGAUAACAGUAUGAGAUUAUGAACACAUGCCAGUGAAUAAGGUCCAUAGGAGGGUGAAAGAAUAAUUGUGUCUGCAUUUUAAAACCUAUUAUCUUUCUUUAGUUUAACUAAUACAUUGUUUGCAUAUUGUCUAUUUAUUUAUUUGCAGAAAGCAAACCUUUUAAAAGCGGUACAAAUAUUUGGCAAAGGCCAGCUUGUUCGUAUUGACAUAGGUGAGGGAGAAAACUAUUUUGCUGCUGUUAUAGACUCAAUACUGCAAGGUGUGGAACAGGUUGGUUCCCUCCCCCCUUCCUGGUAAUGCCAAUGGAGAAUCAAGGUGAUGAUCAUCCAAGUUAUAUACUAUAUUCCCAAAUUAAUAUGCUGCUAUACUUUCUCCUGUAGUUGAGAUCCUUUUGUUUUUACAGUAAAGGUAGUUCGGUCGUCUAGGCCAGUUGGCACACAGAUCCUCUUAUGGCAGCCUUUCCCCAGGAAUGGGUGACCCAGGAAUGGGUGUCCUGGAUCCCCGGGCCACAUUCUGAUGUCCCAAGAUCAAGGAUUUUAUGCAUAAGAUGUAGUAAUUCCACAAAAGUUCCUUUCAUUAAACUUAGGAAAGUAGUCAGAGGAUCCAGCGCAAUGCCUGCUCCUCCUUAUCCUCUAUGUUAACAUAAAAUGUAUGCUGUUGUGGGGUUGGAGGGCAGUAUAUCAGAUUUGCAUGGGUGUGCUUGGAGAAUACUCACAGCUGAAGGUUCUGAGAGUUGCAUUGAUACAUGGAGGUGGUGUGGCUCAUACAAUGAAUGAGAGGCCCUCCUCCUGAUAUAUUGUCCCUGCUGUUUUUUGAGGAUUGUGCUGUAAAAGCUAUAAUGUCUGACUUAUGAUCCCUUAACUGUUCUUAAGGACUGCCCAGAGCAGUCUAAGUUUUUAGUAUAGUGCCUAACCCUUUCCUUUGUCAAACAGGCAAGGAAAUAGCAAGAAAGGGGAACUUUGUACUUAUUGUUCUUGCUUGUGUUGCCUGCUCUUUUCACCAACUAGUUAGUGGGAUGAGUAGGCAUAGGCCUUGAAUUGGAUAUUUGGUACAUUUAUUGUUGUGCAUGUAUUUUAGCUGACUGAUUAGUGUAUAGAAGAUAUGUGCAUAUGAACAGAGGUGUGUGUGUGUGUGUGUGUGUGUGUGUGUGUGUGUAUAUAUAACACAGCUUCCUCCAGAACUUGGCCUUCCAUUUUACAGGUUUUUUCGCUCACAACCCCUCAAAAAUAGCCUGUGGGGUGGGGGAAAUUGAGUGGGACUGAAGGUAAUCUUAAGCAAAUAUACAUAUAUUAUGAUAAUCAGAGCAGCCUAUGUGCAUAGAAAUUUACUGUGUGUUGGUCUUGUGUUUUAAUGUGGGUAUUGCUCCAUUAAAUGAUUUUGGUCUCUUUGCUCUCUCUGGUAACAAAUUGUCUAAUAAUAAUACUGGCCUAACCCCUAGUGCUAGAAAAUGUUCCACUAUAACUUUUACUGCUUUAGAUUAGCAACUUUCUUUUUAUGAAGCUCUAUUCAGCUUGCUUGUAGUUAACUCAAAGGAAUGUAUCCCCCCUGCCCCCUUUACAGUAAUUGAUCACUAAAACUUAUUUUCUUAGUAGGGCUAUGAUAACAUCACACAGAGAUGGGAGUUCUGACUUGUGGGUGCACCCCAUUAUGUCUAAAAUUUCCACAUAAUUCCAUAGACCCCAGAGCUGGGGUUUUGGUUAAGAGUCUCUGUCAUUAGUGCUAGAGAUAGUGCAACAUCUGACAAACUCAUUCAACAAAAGAUGUUCUGCUAACAUUUCAAUAUAUGUAGUUUUAGAAAUUGCACUUCUUGUGUCCUCAACAAAACUUAGGCAAAUGCCAGUCUUUGGUGUUCUACUAUUUGGAGCUUGUUAACUUAGUUUUCUACUGGGCAUCUUGCACAGGUUUUUAUGCAGGCAGAACUACCCUUGGCAUUGGCCAACAUUGCAUAUAAAAAGAAUGAGCCUAGACUGCAUAGGUAUAAUUGCCAAAAAUUCUUAAAAUAUAAGAGUUUUGUAAUGCAAGUGUAAAAUGCCUUCCCCCCAAUCUUCUAAUCUCUGCUGCUCUCACACAUGCCCCGGGGAACUAACCUGCACUGAACUGAAAUUGAGCAUGAGCUCAUCCAUAAUCUCAUCUCAGAAUCCAUUAUCUGGUCAGUAUGCUAAAAGCAAUAUGCUAAGGCAGUUUCACAUAUAAAAUGACAUCCCUGGUCUUCUCAACUCUGUGGGCUAUGUGUUUCAGCUGUCCUGACUCAUGUACUUAUGUAACCUUAAUGUUGUCUUGAUGGCAUAUAAAAGGAUGCAUUUAAAAAUGCAUUUUGCACCUUAAGUGCUCCAGAAAAACGGCACUGUGUAUUUAGGUCCUCCUCUAGACUUUGUGCUGUUCCUCAGUGGCUAGAAAGAUGAUUUCUAAUAGAACUGUGUGAAGCAGCCCCAUUUAGAUUUGGGGUCUAUCUCAGUACUUCAGGGAGCUCCUGAUUUGAUUUGGGGUUUCAGGGGGGCUUAUUCUUUUGGGGCCAAAGCUUGGCUACCCUCUUUGCCAUUCCCCGGUCCAUUAAGUUAUUUGCUUGAUCAGACAGGAGGCAGGGUGGAGGCAGCUUAUUUUGCUCCAGGUGGUGAGGGAGCAGCAGCAGCUUGAGAUUUUUAAAUUACUGGCAGGAUUUCCCUUGCAGUCCUGGGAAUGGUGUGGGUACUUCUGGAAGUUGCCAUGGCUGCAGUACUGGGAAAUACAGCAGUUCCCAAAAGUAGCUACACCACUCCCAGAACUGCAGGGGAAACCCUGUCAGAAGUUGUGUUAAAUCUCAAAUCACCAGUCCCUUGCUCCUAGGAGUAAGAUAAACUGCCACUCUCCUACCCCUCUAGUAUACCUUCAGGAGCUGAGGGAGCACCGGCAGUGGGGAUAGAUUGAAGCAACGCUUUGGUGGUCUCCCCAAACCAAAUUGAAUCUGAAUAGACCUCCAAAGGUUCACACAGCCCUAGUUUCUAAAUCUUUCUCCUAACAUCUGCUUUCUUGCUUAAUACUGACGCCUGAUCAUGUUGUAAUGUUCGUUUUCCUCACUACUGUACAAGUACUCAAAAAUGAAAGAAAUAAAGUCUUUGAAACAAGAAGUGACCUCUAAUGCUGUGAGCUACUACUUAUCUGAAAUUUCUAAACCAUAUUAAAAGAAUUAAAUAUUUUAUUUGGGGGGGGGGAUCACAUUCAUUAUAAAUACUAAGAAAACGUUUAGUAUCUCAAGAAUAACAGUAAUGAUGAUGACUUUAGCUAGAAAGUAGUUCUGGAGAGGUAAGAUUAGUACUGUAUUGUCAAAUAGUCCAAUUUUUUUCUUUCCCUCUUGUUUUGAAAAUUUCAAAUUAGAUGUCUUUUUAUUUAUAAUUUGCUCAGUCAUUCAAGAAGAUAAAGUAUUGGCAUAUGAGCAUAGAUGCCUUUGUAAUGGUCAUUUGUACAUAAAGUUGUAGUUAUUUAUUUUUCCCCAUUUGUAUCAUAUCAAGGCUUUGUAAAUGUUUUAAGUUCUGUUUUCAGAUUAUUUUGUAUUUUAUUUUUAUAAACUGGUUCUAAAUAAAAAUCAUUCAGCAUGCAAACAAUGA
This is a messenger RNA of Hemicordylus capensis (graceful crag lizard), 13237 nucleotides long. It is a transcript of the gene TTBK2, whose product is annotated as tau tubulin kinase 2. NCBI's taxonomy places the organism in Eukaryota, Metazoa, Chordata, Lepidosauria, Squamata, Cordylidae. Gene Ontology annotation, cellular component: ciliary transition zone; nucleus; ciliary basal body. Gene Ontology annotation, biological process: cilium assembly; peptidyl-serine phosphorylation; signal transduction. The transcript is spliced from 17 exons. The coding region runs from base 676 to 4641 and encodes 1321 amino acids. The record is from RefSeq and is a predicted model, not a curated record. Gene Ontology annotation, molecular function: protein serine/threonine kinase activity; ATP binding.